This is a messenger RNA of Anopheles nili, 1619 nucleotides long. RefSeq lists its product as uncharacterized. The coding region runs from base 37 to 1041 and encodes 334 amino acids. Gene Ontology annotation, molecular function: protein binding. NCBI's taxonomy places the organism in Eukaryota, Metazoa, Arthropoda, Insecta, Diptera, Culicidae. The transcript has 2 exons. The record is from RefSeq and is a predicted model, not a curated record.
UUUUCAUAUGGGAGUAACAUUCAAACGCGGGUGAAAAUGGUACAAUAUACGUUGGUUUUUCUCUUCACGGCGUUCAUCAGCGUGUAUGGCGCGAGCUACGCGGAAUACGAUUUAAUAAAAUCCGACAUAUGCUAUGAACGCCGGAUCGCGCUGUUUGCCAAAAUCGACACACUGCUAGACUCGCGAAAGCAAAUAAAAACUUUGAACGAAUUCCAGCAGGGUGCCAUCUACGAGCAGGUUUGGAACUCGUCCUCCUUCAAGCGCUAUAGCGAAUGUAAAUUCACCCUGCAGUCCCAAGUAGGCACGGGGCUAUAUUUGAUCAUACGCAAGUUGAAUCUACGACGGGACCCGAAAGGAAACUGCAUCGAUUUAGUCUCGAUUAAGCAGAGUUCCGGCAAAAAGUCACGUUUCUGCUACACACCAGAAGAUGUGCCAAGAAAAUUUUUCGACAAAAACAAUUUGAAGAUUUCCAUCAAGCUGGACUCGUUCGUUCCGCUACCGAGCGUGGAAGAUAUGCUACAAAUACAGAUGGUGGCCACGCAGACCAGAGAGUGCACUUCCAGCAAGGACGAGCUGCAAUGCGAGAGUUACUCUUCGUAUUCCUGCAUCCACAAAUCGUUCGUCAACGACGGUGUGAUAAACUGUCCCAAUUGCACGGACGAGCCAAGUUGUUCCCUAGUGCCAGCCGAAGUCGUCGUGAGCAACCAAAAUAUUGCCCUCACAGCAUUUGUUUCCCUCCUGACGACGGCAACUGUAUUCGGCACGUGUCUAAUGUGCCUUUAUAAAAACAGGCAAAGCAUGCCUCUGUGCAGUAGCGGAUACAACAGUGGCAGUGGAACGGACAUUGGCAGUCGAGGUGGCACACGGCCGUCAGCACCGCCAUUAGCGUUGGAUGAGAAGGAUCUGCCGCCCAGCUACGACGCCCUGUUUCCUACCGCCGCAGUUGCCUCCAGCUCCGCUGGGCCCACAACAGUUUCGACGGCCACCUCGCCGACCAUACCGAAGACCUGCCUGGACCGGGAAUCGGACACGUCGACGUAAUAUCCUGCCGCAAAUGCAGUCGUUUGCAUUUCGUUUCGUUAUUGUUGCUGUAUAUAAGCUUUACCGUACGUUGUAAUAGGAUAACUUUAAACGUGAACGAGGUCCACCAAACCGUGGACCGAGAUGGCCUGGGGUGCAUCCCAGCGAUGCGUGGUAAUGAGCACUCUGCUAGUAUUAAACCAAAUUUCGCGCAACUGUUUUGUCGAAAAUGUGUCAACCAGCCGGUAUUAUAAGCUAAUCUCACACGUUCUGCGCAUUUAAAUGUCAGCAUUACUUAACGAAUAUGCCUACUCGGGUUAAAUCGGGUUUUAAACGAAAUCUCGAGCAUACAAUUCGAGCAUCGCUGUCAAGAAGAGCGCUGUACUAGAAGCUAGAUGUCGAUUCCGGCAAAACUCUCAAACAAUACUGUAGAUCUAUUUAUUAUCCGCGGCGAUACGGUGGCUUGGUUAACGCGAAAGCUGCGACCCACUACAGGUCUUCUACGAUUUCUUUCGUGCGUUGUUUAGUAACGUUGGACUAUAGCUCUGUACAGUGGGGUGUUAUUUUGAAAAUAAAACUACUCACUAGAAAAUGUGAAA